This is a messenger RNA of Cladophialophora bantiana CBS 173.52, 1596 nucleotides long. RefSeq lists its product as uncharacterized. The record is from RefSeq and is a predicted model, not a curated record. The transcript is spliced from 6 exons. NCBI's taxonomy places the organism in Eukaryota, Fungi, Ascomycota, Eurotiomycetes, Chaetothyriales, Herpotrichiellaceae. Gene Ontology annotation, molecular function: monooxygenase activity; heme binding; iron ion binding. Bases 1 to 1596 code for a protein of 531 amino acids.
AUGAUGCUAACCGUUUUGGCCUACGUUUGGAAGUUUGUGGUGGCAGCACUUGCUUUUGCAUUUGCUUCUCUCCUGGUGUAUUAUGUGCCUGCAAGUCGUCGCCCUCGAAACUUCCCUCCAGGGCCGCCAGGGCUUCCGGUCCUUGGGAAUCUGCACCAAAUGCCUUCGAAAAAACUUUUCCUCAAGUUUCACGAGUGGCAGAAACAGUACGGGCCAGUUGUUGGGUUGAAAUUGGGCCCUUUGAACGUCGUCGUUCUAAGCAAUUACAAACCUGUCAGGGAGCUCUACGACAAGAGAGGGAAUAUCUACUCUAGUCGGCCCGACCACUAUGUCGGCAACAACCUCAUCUGUCCUGAUGAGGUUCACAUUCUCUUUCAGCCAUAUGGUUCAACAUGGAGGGCACUUCGAAAAGCUGCGGUGGGACUUUUGAACGGUCCAUCUAUUGAAUCCAUAAUUCCCCUUCAGCAGGCAGAAUCGUCUCAGACCAUGUACGACAUAAUGCAGACUCCCGAGCAGUGGUUUGAACAUCUCCGCCGUUACGCGGCCGCCGUCAUCCUGGAAGCUGUCUACGGCCAGAGAGGUGCCACUUACGACGACCCGAAAAUUACAGGAUUCUUCGAGAUAGAAAUGGCAUUCGCGGAGAUCAUGGCCGCUGGGGCUACUCCACCCGUCGACGCAUUUCCUUUUCUCAAGCACAUUCCGAGCUUCCUUGCGCACUACAAGUCUCUGGCCGUGGCCGUGGGGAACAAGCAGAAAGCAUUCUACAAUGCUUUGUUUGACAAAACAAAAGCAAGGAUGGAGCGAGGAGACACGGCUCCAUGUUACAUGCAAAAGCUCUUAGAGGGAAGCCUGCAGAGCGGUUUAAGUCACGACCAACUCGUCUAUGUUGGCGGGAUACUGCUAGAAGCCGGCUCGGAAACCUCAGCAUCCAAUUUGCAUCUCUUUGUCUUGGCUAUGAUAUCUCACCCUGAGGUGUUGAAGAAAGCUCAGAAAGAGGUGGACGACGUCUGCGGCGACUCUGUUUCGCCUUCGGCAAAACAUAUCAGACACCUUCCUUAUAUGCGAGCCAUAAUGACCGAAAUUUUUAGAUGGAGACCGCUUGCUCCAGAAGGCCAGCCUCACAUGUUGACCCAAGAUGAUUGGUACGACGGCUACUUCCUGCCAAAAGGCACAAUAGUCUUUGCAAAUACCUGGUCGAUCCACCACGACGAGUCAGAAUACGACAAGCCGGCGGAGUUCAUCCCCGAGCGGUGGUUGAACAACAAAUUCGGUACCACGGCUGGGGGUGACACGGUCGACGGGGACAACAGACGGAUUACCUAUGCCUUCGGGGCGAGCAGGAGAGUCUGCCCAGGUCAGGAGAUGGGGGAGAACUCAUUGAUGAUAAACAUGGCAAAGAUGGUAUGGGCUUUCGACAUGAAAGCGGACCCUGACUCUCCUCCGGAUCUCGAUGCCCGCGCGACAUACUCUGAUAGCUUUGUGGGAGGGCCCCAUGCGUUUCCCGCCAUCUUGACCGUCAGGUCGCAGAAGCAUCGCGAGGUGCUCGAGCGGGACCACCGCGAAGCCCAGGAGUUUCUGCGCAGAUAUGAAGACUAA